AUGAAUCGGUCAGUGGCCGAAUGUCCUUUGCUUAUGCCAUUGCCAAAACCUUCUCACCUAACCACUGAUCCGGGAUUAGCAUUUGAAGUUAUCGCAGCUGAAGCGCAAGAUGAGAAGGUGAAUGUUACCGAACAUGAUGAUCAUCAAGUGACAAAUGACCAAGCAAGUACUCAUGAUAAGGAAACGACAAGUGAGCAAGCAAGUACCACUCAUCAACAUGAUCAUGCUGAAGCUGAUGAAGCGGUCAAAGAGCAUGGAAAAAGUGAGCCGAAAUUACUGAAAGUACGAGCAACUGUUGAAGAUGAACAGGGACGACAAAAUGGAACGACUGCCAAAGAUGAGGCUGAGGAUCAUCAUCAUCCUAAGGAACUUAAAUUGCACAAGGAAGAAAAACCGGAGACUUCUUCCACUACUGCUGCUGAGACUAAUACGACAGAGACGCUAUGA
This is a messenger RNA of Loa loa (African eye worm), 447 nucleotides long. RefSeq lists its product as hypothetical. The transcript has 2 exons. The record is from RefSeq and is a predicted model, not a curated record. NCBI's taxonomy places the organism in Eukaryota, Metazoa, Nematoda, Chromadorea, Rhabditida, Onchocercidae. Bases 1 to 447 code for a protein of 148 amino acids.